Messenger RNA from Phascolarctos cinereus (koala), 2107 nucleotides. RefSeq names its product COP1 E3 ubiquitin ligase (gene COP1). Gene Ontology annotation, molecular function: protein binding; ubiquitin protein ligase activity. Gene Ontology annotation, biological process: proteasome-mediated ubiquitin-dependent protein catabolic process. The record is from RefSeq and is a predicted model, not a curated record. NCBI's taxonomy places the organism in Eukaryota, Metazoa, Chordata, Mammalia, Diprotodontia, Phascolarctidae.
UGCAGGGAGGCGGUGGCGGCUGCGGGUCCCGGUCCCCGGUCCCCGGUCCCUCGCCCUCUCCUCCGACUGCCCAGCCCGGGGAGGGGGGAGUCACGAUGUCCGGCAGCCGCCAGGCUGGCCCCGGCGCUGCUGGGACAGGGCCCGGCUCCUCCGCGGCCUCCUCAGUCACUUCCGCCUCGUCGUCCUCGUCGUCGUCGUCGCCGUCGCCCCCGUCCCUAACGGCGGUGGUGGCCGCUGCGGGGUCCAGCGGGGCCACCGGCUCCGGGGGCCUCGGGGCCACCGUGCGGCCUCUGCUGGUGGCCGCCGCCGUGUCGGGCUCGGGCGGCGGAGGAGGCGGGGGCGGGGGCGGUGGGGCGCUGGCCGCGGGCCUCUCCCGGCUCGGGGGCUCGAGCAGGCCCGGGAGCGCCGUCAACGGCGGCGGCGGGGGCAGCUCGGGCAGCGGCAGCAGGAAGCGGCCUCUGCUCACCCCGCUCUGCAAUGGGCUCAUCAACUCGUACGAGGACAAAAGCAACGACUUCGUCUGCCCCAUAUGUUUUGAUAUGAUUGAAGAAGCAUACAUGACGAAGUGCGGCCACAGUUUCUGCUACAAAUGUAUCCACCAGAGCCUGGAAGACAAUAAUAGGUGUCCCAAGUGUAACUAUGUUGUGGAUAAUAUCGACCAUCUUUACCCUAAUUUCUUAGUGAAUGAACUCAUUCUCAAACAGAAGCAAAGAUUUGAGGAAAAGAGGUUCAAGUUGGACCAUUCAGUGAGUAGCACCAAUGGCCACAGGUGGCAGAUAUUUCAAGAUUUAUUGGGAACUGAUCAAGAUAACCUUGACUUACCCAAUGUCAACCUGAUGCUGGAACUACUUGUGCAAAAGAAAAAACAGCUGGAGGCAGAAUCACAUGCUGCCCAAUUACAGAUCCUUAUGGAAUUCCUCAAGGUUGCAAGGAGAAAUAAAAGAGAGCAACUGGAACAGAUCCAAAAGGAGCUAAGUGUUCUGGAGGAGGAUAUUAAACGAGUGGAGGAAAUGAGUGGUUUGUACUCCCCUGUCAGUGAAGAUAGUAAAGUGCCUCAGUUUGAAGCUCCCUCUCCAUCACACAGUAGUAUUAUUGAUUCCACAGAAUACAGUCAACCUCCAGGUUUCAGUGGGAGCUCUCAGACAAAGAAGCAGCCUUGGUACAACAGCACAUUAGCAUCACGACGGAAACGCCUCACUGCUCAUUUUGAGGAUUUAGAGCAGUGCUACUUUUCUACAAGGAUGUCUCGGGUCUCAGAUGACAGUAGAACUGCAAGCCAGUUGGAUGAGUUUCAAGAGUGCCUUUCCAAGUUCACUCGAUACAAUUCAGUUCGACCCUUGGCUACCUUGUCUUAUGCUAGUGACCUCUAUAAUGGUUCAAGCAUAGUCUCCAGUAUUGAAUUUGACCGGGAUUGUGACUAUUUUGCCAUUGCUGGGGUAACAAAGAAGAUCAAAGUAUAUGAAUAUGGGACAGUCAUACAGGAUGCAGUAGAUAUUCAUUACCCUGAAAAUGAAAUGACCUGCAAUUCCAAAAUCAGCUGUAUCAGCUGGAGUAGUUACCAUAAAAAUCUGUUGGCCAGCAGUGAUUAUGAAGGCACAGUCAUCCUGUGGGAUGGAUUCACAGGACAGAGGUCAAAGGUCUACCAGGAGCAUGAGAAAAGAUGCUGGAGUGUUGACUUUAAUUUGAUGGACCCAAAACUUUUGGCUUCAGGUUCUGAUGAUGCAAAAGUGAAACUGUGGUCUACCAACCUGGACAAUUCAGUGGCGAGUAUUGAAGCCAAGGCAAAUGUGUGUUGUGUCAAAUUCAGCCCUUCUUCUAGGUACCAUUUGGCUUUUGGCUGUGCGGAUCACUGUGUCCAUUACUAUGAUCUUCGCAACACUAAACAGCCCAUCAUGGUGUUCAAAGGACAUCGAAAGGCGGUUUCCUAUGCAAAGUUUGUGAGUGGGGAGGAAAUUGUUUCUGCGUCAACUGAUAGUCAGCUGAAAUUGUGGAAUGUAGGGAAACCACACUGUUUGCGUUCCUUCAAGGGCCAUAUCAAUGAAAAGAAUUUCGUUGGAUUGGCUUCCAAUGGAGACUACAUAGCCUGUGGUAAGUCACAGUUAAAGUA